This is a messenger RNA of Ruditapes philippinarum (Manila clam), 1761 nucleotides long. Its product is annotated as ras-like protein family member 10B. The transcript has a single exon. Gene Ontology annotation, molecular function: GTP binding; GTPase activity. NCBI's taxonomy places the organism in Eukaryota, Metazoa, Mollusca, Bivalvia, Venerida, Veneridae. The record is from RefSeq and is a predicted model, not a curated record. The coding region runs from base 333 to 986 and encodes 217 amino acids.
AAUAUUGAAACAUUUGAGGUUAUAAGAAAAUGAUACGAGUCAAAUAUGUUAAUGCAAGGUAUUUAAGUAUAUAUUCUUAAUUUGAUUUGAUGUUAUGAUAUUAUUGUCAUUUUUAUGAUGUACAUGAAAAGGAAGUAAACUAUAAAUAGUUAGACAUUGAAACGUUAAGUGUAUGUCAACAGAGAUAUUUGAUAAAUGUUUGCACACAUAUUUUAUAACACCCUGUGCAAAUAUCCAUGGAAUAUUGCAUCCUGAUUAAAAACUCAUUUACCUAGAAAACGUGAAGUAAUGUGUACCCAAAUAAGUCAAUGUGUUUGUGCAUAUAGUAAAAAAUGAAUGCGUACGUAAAAAUGACCACAAGUCAUUUAACUAUAGAUUCUGACCAACAACGAGUAAAACUUGCCGUUCUGGGUGCCCCGGGGGUCGGAAAAACAUCCAUUGUUCGACAGUUUGUGUCUAAUAUGUUUGUAGAGGAGUAUACACCGACCGACAUUAAACAAGUAUUUUACCCGUCAGUGAUAAUCAACGAACAUUUAUACGAGCUAAAAAUAAUUGACUGCCCGUAUAUUCCUUAUUUUCCGGUAAGUUCCCUUUACGAGUGGACGGAUUAUAGAGGAUAUGGUCUUCGGAACGCUUCUGCUUAUAUCUUGGUUUAUGACAUUACAGCGGAAGAGAGUUUUCAUUAUAUCAAAAACUUACGGGAACAAAUUCUAGAAAGUCGCGAUAUGCACGACAUUCCACUGUUUGUCGUCGGCAACAAAUAUGACCUGUCGGAAGAGCGUGGAAUAUCUCGUCGGGAGGUCGCCAGUUUAGUAAAGAAACAUUGGAAAUGUGGUUAUAUUGAAUGCUCAGCUAAAUACAACUGGCAUGUGAUAUUAUUAUUCAAAGAGCUUAUGAAAACGAUUGAUUACAUAGACUAUGGGCAUAAACCGACGUCGUUACGAGUGCAAGAUGCUCUUAGAAAUAACCGAUGCGUCAUUUUGUGAUAUUGAUUGUUUUAUUAUAGCCCAUUUUCAAAGAUCUUCCAGUUUUAUUGAGUAAAUAACGAUACAAAUUAUGUCAAAAUGAUGAUCAAGCGUAACAUUUAUGACGUAAUUAAUAUUGCAAAUUGUGUCCAGAGAUGAUCAAGUAUAAUAGAUAUGACGUUAUUAAUAUUGCAAAGAUUGACUGAGUACCAGUAUUUAAGUAUAUAUUUGUGUGCAAUAAAUGUUUACUAUAACGUUCUUGAUUUUACUAUUGAUGACAAUUGUCUUUGAUGAAAUGAUCAGCAAUUGGCCACUUAUCAAACGCACUUGUUCGUCAUGCAACGCUCAGUAUUUUGAUUGUUUCAUUUCUAUUUUUGUACAUUGUUUAAUUGUGUAGAAAGAUCCGUAUAAUAUAUAAAUAACAUAGAAUGAUUGUUUAGAUAAUUAUAAAACGUGUCCAUAGUGAAUGUCAAUAGUGAAUGUAGAAAUAUCUUUUUAAUUACAUGUAGAAAAUAUAAUUAUAAAAUUGUAUCAUAACAAUGCCAUCACCAAUAAGCGUGCAGUGGUGUCUGUUAUAAGGUGUGGUCAUCACUAAAAUAAUUGACCAUAUAUGGUUAAUGGUGAAGUGUAGAACUGUGAACUCCUGUACAAAAAGAGGUGUGUAAAUUAUGGGCGUAUAAAUAAUGGACAUAUAAAUAAUGAAUGUAGAAAUAUGUUUAUAAGAUAAUCAUACCGUUUCAAAUAAAUGUGUUAAUUAUUGGGUAAAUUGUCUUUUUGUUACAAUAAAACGAUAUGA